Molecule: messenger RNA, 363 nt
Organism: Anthostomella pinea
Lineage: Eukaryota; Fungi; Ascomycota; Sordariomycetes; Xylariales; Xylariaceae
Source: the annotation of a GenBank genome assembly
AUGGCAUCUUCGGAAGCAGUCCGGGCAAGCGAUGAGGGCUGGAUGAACAUGAUCCUGCCGGAAAACCCGCACUCGCUGGGCAUCUGCCGGGUCUACAAGGGGGAUGAUAAGCACUUGGGGCGGCUGGGGUUUUCUCAGCAAGGGAUUGGCGUGUCAGUACCCCAGAGGAGACUCGUGUACGGGAGGCUAAUGCUGGGCGAAGGCGAGAUACGGGGUCAAGAUCUUGAAGGCGAUGCUGGGUCGGCACCGGGCUUCAUGAAGUCGACUGGUCACGAUGCAAGUGGCGGCGAACUCUGCGACUGCGUCCCUGGCGACAGGAGACAAGUGUGCGCUGGUUGCCUGGUCGAGUAUGUACAGUUCUAA